GAAGGUUGCAAUUGCUAUGUUAAAGCUCAUGGAUUGGACGUGCUUAUUGUACAUAUAUUUUCUUUCCAUUUUUCUGCCAUGUCCAGAACAUUGCGCGCAAGGGAAUGUAACCGAAUCCUACAAAGUGUACAUCAAUACGGAGAAAUGCGUCUACAAGACGGCCGAGCAGUUUCUCUCGGUAGCUUUAGGUUCAUCAUUGAUCAGACGUAAUUGGGAACAUUUUAACGUCAGUUCAGUAAAGCUUCAGAACCUUGCGAAGGGAUUAGCGCCUGCUUUCCUGCGAAUAGGCGGAACAGAUGCAGAUUUUUUAUUGUUUGAUCCAUACAAAGAAUAUCGCAAGACAACGUCACGUGAACAAGGCAUGGAUCCCCACGCAACCUCACGUGAUAAACCUGUGUACCAUAACCCAAUAUCACGUGAACACCGCAUUGACGCACACAAAUCGUCACGUGAUCAAGGUAUGGAUCGUAACACAACAGCACGUGAACAAUUAACGCGUCCUUAUACCAACUUCACAAUGACAACAAAGGACGUAGACAACCUUUUCAAAUUUGCCAAAGAAAGUGGAUUGAGUAUAAUUUUUGGACUAAAUGUUCUCUUGCGAGAUUCCAAAACUCACUACUGGAAUUCUACCAAUGCGCAGCAGUUGAUGAGGUACGUCGCUAGCCAUAGUUUCACGUGCGGUUGGGAGCUUGGGAACGAGCCUUUUGAUCUACACGGCCUGGUAAAUAGAACAAUAACCGGUAAAGAAUUGGCUUUUGAUUUUAAAAUUCUUCGAAAACUUUUGAAUGCGCAUCCUGAAUAUGGUCAAAUGCUUGUUGGACCGGAUGUGUCGUCACCAUGGAGACCACCACUUAGGAAUAAGUAUUUGAAAGAAUUUUUAACCAACAUAGACGGAAGUAUAGAUGCCAUGACAUAUCAUCAAUAUUACACCAAUAACCAAGCAAAGGUAUCCGAGUUUUACGAUCCAGAUCUUUUAGACGACCUCAUUACAGACAUACAACAAUUACAAAGCAUUAUGAGAGAGUCUGGUGCGAGUUCCAUUGAUCCUUGGCUAGGAGAAACCUCUAGUGCGUAUGGAGGGGGAGUACCUGGUGUCUCUGAUAGUUAUAUCGCUGGAUUCAUGUGGCUUGAUAAACUUGGUGUUGCUGCAAGACUCGAACAUAAUGUCGUUAUAAGACAGACAUUUUAUGGAGGAUCGUAUUCGCUGAUAAACCAGAAAACUUUGGACCCCUUCCCAGAUUACUGGUCAGCGUUCUUGUAUAAGAAACUGGUCGGAUCUCGUGUGCUCGAAGUGCAUGAUGGUAUAUCGCUGGGUCGUACUAUCCGUGUCUAUGCUCAUUGUACAUCAGAGAAGUCGGGUUACGACGCUGGGAGUUUAGUUUUAAUCGCUCUCAACACACAACACAAUGAAAUACAGUUGGUAUUGACAAAUGGACUUGAAAAACUGCCGGUGCACCAAUAUUUGUUAACACCCGGGGAAAAUAAUAAUCUGACGUCACAGACUGUUAGAUUAAAUGGUGAUCUACUUCAAAUGGUAAAUGAUACAUAUUUACCAAAUGUUCAACCUAAAGUAAUAAUACCCCCAGAGAUCAUAAAAUUACCCGCAGUGUCCUAUGGUUUCUUUGUUAUCCCCAACGUUCAGGCGGAAGCAUGCCAAACUUCUUACAAGAAAACCAUCAAGUCAGAAAGUGUCGUGAAUAUUUAAAAUGAUGUGACAUCAAAAAUUGCUAUUUUGGGGGAUAAAAUUACGGGAACCACCGAGUAUUUUAAUAAAUUAUGAAACAACGUUAACUCCGAAAAUAAACAUUUUAAUAUUCUAGCUUUCGACUAAGCAUCAGGAAUCGGAUGCUAGGUUACAUUACAUCGAUAUAGUGAAGAUUAAGUAAGUGAUUCAAAUUACUUAGCCUAGCAUCAUUCCUGAUGAUGACUGAAUCUUAGUCGAAAGCUAGAAUAUUAAAAUGUUUAUUUUCGGAGUUACCGCUGUUUUAUAUUUCGGGGAUAAACUUGAUUAGAUAUAUAAUAAUACGUAUGUAGUGUCCAAUAACUUGAAAUUGCAAGAGAAUUGGAUUUCACAUUAGAUAGAGCACUUCUUAUGUAUAAAAAAAUGAUCACCAUCUAAUGCAGGCCUUAAAAUAUCUUUUCCAGGGCCGUCUGACAAAAUGUCCGGUGACGUUGAGUUUGGGUCAGACAUAUGUCCGAUGACCUUCAGUUCAUUUUUGACUCGGAAAUAAGUCUGAAUGACACAAAUGAAUAAACGGUAAAUGUUGUAAAGAUAUUAAAUAAUUUGUUUCUUUCAUACUUAUUUCCAAGCCAAAAUUAACUUGCUUGCCAGAACAGCAGUAUUAAAAAAGACUUCGACAGCUU
Molecule: messenger RNA, 2367 nt
Organism: Paramuricea clavata
Lineage: Eukaryota; Metazoa; Cnidaria; Anthozoa; Malacalcyonacea; Plexauridae
Source: the annotation of a GenBank genome assembly